Physeter macrocephalus (sperm whale) is the source of this 1372-nucleotide messenger RNA. RefSeq names its product p53 and DNA damage regulated 1 (gene PDRG1). The record is from RefSeq and is a predicted model, not a curated record. The coding region runs from base 57 to 497 and encodes 146 amino acids. NCBI's taxonomy places the organism in Eukaryota, Metazoa, Chordata, Mammalia, Artiodactyla, Physeteridae. Gene Ontology annotation, biological process: protein folding. Gene Ontology annotation, cellular component: prefoldin complex. The transcript has 5 exons.
UGUCAGAUCAGCGCGUGCGCGGACCGAGCUGCAGCGGCGGUAGAGCGGAGGUGGCUAUGGAUCGCGGCCGAACCGAGUUGGAGCAGGUGAACACCAUGCUGUCGCCCGAGGCGGAGCGGGUGCUUCGGUACCUCAUGGAGGUGGAGGAGCUCGCCGAGGAGGUGCUGGCGGACAAACGGCAGAUUGUGGACCUGGAUACCAAAAGGAAUCGGAACCGGGAGGGCCUGAGGGCCCUGCAGAAGGAUCUCAGCCUCUCUGAAGACGUGAUGGUUUGCUUUGGGAAUGUGUUUAUCAGGAUGCCUCACCGUGAGACGAAGGAAAUGAUUGAGAAAGAUCAGGAACAUCUGGAUAAAGAAAUAGAGAGGCUCCGGAAACAACUUAAAGUGAAGGUCAAUCGCCUCUUUGAGGCCCAAGGCAAACCGGAGCUGAAGGGUUUUAACCUGAACCCCCUCAACGAGGAUGAGCUUAAAGCUCUCAAGGUCAUCUUGAAAGGAUGAAAUUUAAGAACCAAAGUGGGGGACCUAAGACCAGCAUCCCCCCGGGAUCAUGGAGGACCUAGAACUCUCCAGCCUUGACACCUGCAAGGACAGGAUCUACUCUGCAAGGGGACAGUGUGAGGAAUCUAGCCAUAGUCCUUGUACGAAGCUUCUUUGUCUGUAGCACUUGGCUAUUUUGUGACGGCAGGAGGGAACCCUCAGCCUGCCAGUAUCUGCCGGGCCUGACCACUGGGGCCGGGUGGACACAAGGCCCAUUGACAGGCCCUGGCAGCCACCGGGAGGUGGGAGGGGGCAGCGCUUGUGGGGGUGUGAGAAUGGCUGCAACAGGCACUUCUCAGCAAUGGCCUGCUAUUGAAAUGGGCCCCGGCAGGGGGAAGAGUGGGAGCUUCAUUCCAGCAUUCCUCUCAGAAAGAGAGAGACACAUUUUCAAGCAGUGUGUGUAGCGGAAUUGGAAUAAAGCAGGAGGCUCAGAGGAGGCUCCUGUCCUGAAUGAAGGACAGAAUCUUGGUGCUUCAUUGUCCGCCGUAGGCAGACACACAGUCCCCCUUCACUGCCUCCAUUUGGGCCCAUCUUCCUGCUUGCCCCCAGGACGGAGCCCGGAGUAGGUGCUGCUUAUCAACCUGCUGCGGCUGCUCUGUAGUCGGGAAGGCCUUGCAGAGUCCUGCACCAGAGGCGGGUGAGGGGCUGCGUCUUACUGUGCUGCACUUGUGCAGGAUGCGCCUCCACCGGCUCUGAAAGCAGGACCCGGGCCAGUGCUGCUGAGAGUUCCCAUCUGCCUUUAGGGUCUGCGAUCCUGAUGUGAAUGUGAAUGUGCCGUGAGGGAUGUCUUUCGUGUGCCUCGAGGGCUCAAUAAACGUUACCUACGUGAAUGAAUA